Anopheles stephensi (Asian malaria mosquito) is the source of this 3513-nucleotide messenger RNA. Its product is annotated as trithorax group protein osa-like. Lineage: Eukaryota; Metazoa; Arthropoda; Insecta; Diptera; Culicidae. The transcript is spliced from 5 exons. The coding region runs from base 827 to 3352 and encodes 841 amino acids. The record is from RefSeq and is a predicted model, not a curated record.
ACGAUGUGCCACACCAAGACCUUGUGCAAACAAGUAGUUGUGAAAGGGGAACACGCUAGGAAUUCCCAACCCCACCCGAACAACCCGGUAGCAUCUUCUCACUGUUACGCGUAGAAACUCGUUGCGCGAGUUGUGCUAAUCACAUCCAGCCGAGACCCGGUACUUACCACACAGGCAAGAAAGAAAUCUCCGAGAGUAUGAUCCAGUUUUUGCCAGGGUUUUUGCCACACGUUAUUCAACCGGGAACGAAUCUUUAAUCUACUUUCUGUGAUGACGUAGCGUUCGACGAUAAGACCUCCGCAAGUUCCCCAGAUGAGGCUGUGCUGUUGCGGAAAUCUUUCCAAAUGCUGACCGAUGGCGUCCGUGUCUCGACCAGCCCUCGUCUGCUGGUGACAAAAAGGUGCCCCGUUACUAUAAUGAGGUGGGGAAGAUUUGUGUCGCUGGUGGUCGGUAGCACACGCCUGAAGAGCGAAGACCUGUCAAGAAACAACCGUAACAGCGGUCGCACGAUCGGUGCUGGUUGGGCGAAUGUGGAGCCGCGUCACCGGACCUUGGCGCUUGUUUUGGUACGUCCGUGAGCGUUGUGUUGUGCGCGGUUGUGCAGAGAACGCGAAAAGCGAAACCAGUUCCUCGCGAAGAAGACGCACUACAACACUGGGCAGCGAAGAUGGCUGAAGACAUGCCGCUCGCGCUCCCGCCCAUCCGUCCGACACGACCGAUGCAAAAUCAAUGUUCAAUGGCCCGGACUUUUUGUUGUUUUCAAUGUCGGGUGUCCGCGGGUCCGGUCGGGUAGGGAAAAACCAGUUCUAUUCCGAUCGGUUCGCGGAUGAUUUGGACAACGCCGUCGACUCGGGCGAUGUUGAUGUUGAUAUCGGGCAGCAGUGAUCAGUUCUGCGUGGUACCGUCUUCCGGACAGAGCGAAUUCUCUUCCUCGAGUCGUCGUCAUCGUAGUGCGACAUUGCAGACACGAACGAUGAUGUUACGCACGUUAGUUGUGAGUGCGUUGCUGAUACUAGCCAUCGCAAAUGAAGGAGCAAACGGUCAUCGUCGCUACGGACAGGCACAUAGCGGAGAUUAUGAUGAUGAUAAUGAAUACGGGCAACCACGGGGAUACGGUCAACAGCCAGGGGGAUACCGACAGCAGCCGGGAGGAUAUGGACAGCAACAGCAGCAGAUAUUCCCUCUAGGAGCCGGUUUUGGAUUUAACCCAUACUACGGCAUGCCACAGUAUGGGUACGGCAUGCAACCGUUUGGAGCCCAACAACCCAACCUGUUCGAGACAGUGUCGAAGAACACGGCUGCCGUGUUCGAUAGCGUUAACCAGCAGAUCGGGUUGACAUUCAAUGCCGUGGCACAGCCGAUCCGCAACGGGUUUCAAACCAUCAGUCAGCUCGGAGUACCGGGACCAAUCGGAGCGUUCGGUUUCAAGCCACCCGGCCAGCAGGCUGUAUUUACACCGCCUGGCCAUCAGCCUGGUUAUGGCUACCAAGGUAACCAUCAUCCCCAUGGCCAUCAUCAUGGUGGCAGACCGAAUGGGUUCCAAGGAAACAAUAAGCCGAAUGGCAAUUGGGAUAACGAAGGUCUAGAUUCACCCGAGGAUGAUUCGUAUGACCGGCCGGUACCAAUCGCUCCUGCCGUAACACCCGCUCCAGUUCCUCCAACACAGCCACCGCCACCACCACCAUCUCCACCAGCAGUAGAUCCUAAUCCUCCGCGUGUAAAUCCAGCACCAGCUCCACCGGUCGAUAACAGCUGGUCGUCCGGCAAUGUUCCACCAGUGGCACCUCCUCCACCACCACCACCAACCUCCGGUAACAACAAUCUUCCUCCCGUAGCACCUCCUCCACCACCACCACCACCGCCUCCUCCAACGUCUAGCAACAACAAUCUUCCUCCCGUAGCACCUCCACCACCGCCACCACCACCAGCAGGAGGACCCGUCCCAUCUGAAACCGAUGAAGAUGAUAAGACCAUAUACGAUAUUGAUAUUCGUGGUGAGUUCAACGACACCAAAACACGCCGAAAGCGUCAGUUCUUCCCGAACCUGUUCAACCAAAUCGGAGGUCUGGUAAACACCGCCGUCAACUCGGCCGGUACAGUGGCCCAGGGUGCGUUGAACGCCGGUCAGCAGCAAGGAAUUGGCUUCCCGAACUUCUUCGGCCAGGCAAGACCUCCACGGCCUACUCAGCAACCUCCAUCGCAACUGUUCCCCCAGCAACCGGCACAGCCGCAAGCUCCGAAUAAUACUCCAGCGCCACCACCGCCACCACCACCCCAACAACCCCCCGUCCAGCAGGACAAUAGAAGACCUGAACUAAACCUGCAAAACCUUGGCCAGGAUGGAAUGAUCUGGACGUACGAAUCGCUCGGUGUGACACCGCCGCCCCCAGGACGCGUACGCCGCGAUACGGAUGCGAUCUACUUCCCGGACGACGAGGAUGACGAUCGAUUCUCGAACUAUAACAAGCAACCGGUACCGCCACCACCAUCCCCACCGCGUCCCUCGCCAGCUGGCUUUCCUUCCACCGGUUCCAAUGCCGGUGCGCAAAGUCAAUCUCAAAACGUGGCGAACGGUUUCGAGCAGAGCAGUGGAUCCCAGAGCCAGUCUCAAACGGUGCAAAAUCAGCACGGUACCUUCAACCAGAAUGCGGCCGGCAGUACCUCGGGCAAUGUGGCGGUGGAUGGAUCAUCCGGUCAGCUGAGUGCCGCCAACACGCAGCAGCAAAGCUUCCAGACGGCGCACGGUUCCGGCAGCCAGAACCAAGCCAACAGCCAGUCGGCCAACUUCGACAAGAACGGUAACCUGCAGCUCUCCAACUCGAACGCCAACACGAUGUCGAUCCGGGAGAAGGAUAAGUACAAGGAGCAAGCGAACGCCGGUUCAACCUCGGUCGUGCAGAACCAAUUCGGCCAACAGUCGAGCAAUGCGCAAACGAACUCGGAAACGUUCUUCGAGAACGGUGUGCAGGGCAACAAGAACAGUGCGUCCAGCCAGAGCUUGCAAACGAACAAGGACGGUUCGGUGACGGGCUCGAACAGCAACACCAUGUCCAACACGUUUACCGGUCCCGGUGGUUUGACCGGUUCUUCCUCCUCCAGCCAAUCGUCCUCGUUCAACAAAGGACAGCAGGGUGGAGCUAAUGCGGGUGCAUUUAGCGGCGCCACCAGUGGAGCAUCUUCCAGUGGAGCUUCGUCUAGCAGUAGCUCGUCGGCCAGUUCUUCUGCAGCCGGCCCGCUAGCGUUCAGCAUAAGUGGUUCGUUCGCAGGACUUCCCCUCGGACAGGGAGCGUUAGGGAACUUUUUGCCCAACCUUUUCACGAACCUAAAUGGACAGCAGCCGGUGAGGCAGUGAGGUGAGGUGCCUUAUGACCUUAUGGGCAACGCAGUGCGCUAGUGAGUAAGGGAACUGAGAAGGUCGCUAAUUUAACAAGCAAAACGUACGUCAAAUUGUAUUUACUAAUAAUAGUCUCGCAGCACGGGACUGCAACAGAACAGGAAAAGUUUUGACCGUGA